GACAGGGGCAAUAGUGACAAAUUGCCUUUCAUGUAACAAAACGCUUUAUAGCUGGUCGAUUGGGGAGCCUAAGUAUGGGGAAAAAUGCCUAAAUAGGCUUUGGUACAAUCGCAGGUCGCGACGGUAAAAACAGUAAGACGAAUCAUUGUUACAGCUGUUGCCGAACCAGCACCAAUACAGACAGCUUCACCGGCUUUUGCUAUAUCGGAUUUGUUGUACGUACGUACAUCAUAUAUAUAUAUUAUAAGCCCAGAAACAUUCGUGGAGUCCAAGUCUCUUUCGAUCCGCCCGUUAAUUUGUAUACGUAAACAAAUUUAAUAGGUAGCGGAUUUUCAUCUGUAUCUCUUCAUGCGUGAAAUUUGGCAUGAAGCUCCAUUACAUUUAGGAAUCGAGGACUGAAAGACAUACUCGUCAUUCAUUGGGUGGAAUUUCGGGCUUUUCUUGAUUCAAGAAUUUUGCCAGAGUUCUUGAGAAGGCCGGUUGCCUUGUGUAUAAGCUAGGGUUUUUAGACGGAUCUGUUUUCAAGUCUACACUCCAAUAAUCCAAGUUCUGAAUUCACCAUGUUUUGGCAUAUGGGCCUCUCCACGGUAUCCCCAGUGGAUACAAUCUUAGAUAAAGAACACUUUACUUUGGAGGAGCUAUUGGAUGAGGAUGAAAUAAUUCAAGAGGUCAAAGCUCUAAAUGGACGCCUUAUUAGUUUCUUACAGGAAAAAUCUCAAGUUAAUCAACUAGUUCAAUAUAUAGUGGAAGAAGCUCCAGAGGAUGCCAAAAAACCACGAAUAUUCAAGUUUCCUUUUGUUGCUUGUGAAAUUUUCACAUGUGAGGUUGAUAUAAUACUCAAAGCAUUGGUAGAGGACGAUGAGUUGAUGGACCUGCUGUUUUCUUUCUUGGAUCCUGGGCGGCCCCACAGUACACUUUUGGCUGGUUAUUUCAGCAAGGUUGUCGUGUGCCUCUUGCUGCGGAAGACAGCUCCUCUCAUGAAUUAUAUCCGAGCUCAUCAGGAUAUCAUCAACAAACUUGUUGACCUAAUUGGGAUUACAUCUAUAAUGGAGGUGUUAAUUCGCCUGAUUGGUGUUGAUGAACAUAUUUAUGCCAAUUAUGGGGACUCUAUGCAGUGGUUUGAAGAUAUGAAUGUGCUGGAGAUGAUUGUAGAUAAAUUUAGUUCAUCUGAUUGCCCUGAAGUGCAUGCUAAUGCCGCAGAAACUCUUUGUACCAUUAGCCGAUAUGCUCCCCAAGGGCUAGCCUCAAAAAUAUCCAGCCCAAGUUUCAUAGGAAGAUUGUUCCGUCAUGCUUUCGAGGACUUUAGACCAAAAUCUGUCUUGGUUAACUUGUUAUCAGUCUGCAUAUCUUUGUUAGACCCCAAGAGGUUGACAUCAGGAGUCUAUUACAUGUAUAACCGCCAAAUGUCUCAGGGAGCUGGAAUCACUGCUAACCCUGAGACUGUUGAUGGGAUGCUGGAGAGCCUAGGUGAUCUGCUCAAGCUUUUGGAUCUUUCAUCAGAGGACCAUGUCUUGCUAACUACAUAUGGAAAAUUGCAGCCUCCUCUUGGAAAGCACCGUUUGAAGAUUAUAGAAUUCAUCUCAGUCUUAGUGGCUGUUAGUAGUGAAGUUGCAGAAAGGGAACUGAUUCGCCUGGGCGCCGUAAAACGUAUUCUUGAGUUGUUUUUUCAGUAUCCUUACAAUAAUUUCUUACAUCAUCAUGUGGAAAAUGUUGUAUACUCUUGCUUGGGGAGCAAGAACGGUCAGUUUAUUGAACAUCUUCUUUGUGAGUGUAAUCUCAUCGGGAAGAUUCUUGAAGCUGAGAAGAAAUUUACUUUGGCUGUCGAUGCGAGCAAGCCAACUGUCCCUGCUGAAGGAAAGUCACCGCCCAGGAUAGGGAACAUCGGUCACUUAACUCGUAUGGCUAAUAAACUUAUUCAAAUGGGGAAUAGUAACAGUGAGAUUCACACAUUUCUGGAGCAAAAUGGUGAUUGGGCUGAUUGGCAGAAAAAUGUGCUGCUUAAGCGCAAUGCAUUGGAAAAUGUGUUCCAGUGGGCAUGCGGGAGGCCCACCACAUUACUGGAUCGGAUGAGAGAUAGUGAUGAUGAUGAAUACCAAGACAGGGAUUAUGAUGUUGCAGCAUUGGCCAAUAACUUGAGCCAGGCCUUUCAAUAUGGAAUCUGCACCAAUGAUGUUAUUGAUGAGGGCCAUGGUUCAGCCGAACGUGAUGAUGAGGAUGUGUACUUCGAUGAUGCAUCUGCUGAAGUUGUCAUUUCUUCCCUUCGCUUGGGAGAUGACCAGGAAAGUGGAUCUCUUUUCACAAACUCCGAUUGGUUUGCAUUUGAGGAUCAGAGAAUAGAUAGUUCAAUUGCUUCCCCAUCCCCCAAGGGGAAUGUGGGUGCCGAUGGAGGAGCUGAUGAUGUCAUUCUUGAGGAAGAUAAGGAUUUGGCACACACUGCCAUAUCCAGCUCUCCUGGAUUGAAACCAACUUUAGAUGGUAACAAUGUGACUAGCAAAUUGUCCGAGGACAUGAGAGAAACUGCUACUGUUGGGUUGGACAAACCACCAGAGUGGGUUGAGUGGAGGGAAAGUUUUGAUUCUAUUGAAUUGCCUCCACCUGUAAGUUCUCCUGAGACGUCCAACACAGCUCAGUCCCCAUCAAUAUCGAAUGGGUGGGAGCCCAUGGAAUCAGGAGCUCAACCAGAUGAUGUCGCACCAGAUAAAGCAGAAUCCUUGGCCAAUGUACCUCGCAAGAUUGAUGGAGGAUCACCUAAUUCAAACAAUGUUGACUCCAGUCCCAGACCUAUACAAUCGGCACAAGUGGGUGAUCUGAACAUAAGAAUUCUAGAAGUAGAUUCACAUGUUGGGACAGAAGACUCUUCUGGACCUACAAAAUGCGAAGAUAAAAAUUGACGCUUACAGAGACAAAUGUAAAUUCUUAGUCUAAGUAGUUCCGGAAGAACCUAACCUUCUUGUGUUGUUGAGGUGGAAGAAGCAACUCUUCUGGAGUUAUGCUACUCACUAGUUUAAGUAUGUCCAUGAUCUUCUGUUCUGUGGGGUUUGCAUUAUGCAAUGAAGUUGCUAUUAUCUGAGCUUGACGCCACUGAAUCGAUAUGUUUUGCCUUCUCUACAUCCCUUGGUAGAGUACCGUUGGGAAAGAUGUUAGAAUGUCCUAAUGUAUGUUCUGAGGACCCUGUUUAUAUGUUUUAGGUGACUUACUUUAUUUUGUGAUUUUCGAGUGUAA
This is a messenger RNA of Sesamum indicum (sesame), 3222 nucleotides long. RefSeq lists its product as uncharacterized. Lineage: Eukaryota; Viridiplantae; Streptophyta; Magnoliopsida; Lamiales; Pedaliaceae. Gene Ontology annotation, molecular function: protein phosphatase binding; protein phosphatase regulator activity. The record is from RefSeq and is a predicted model, not a curated record.